CGAGGCGGGGAGCGGGGCGGAAGUGUCGCAGGGGCGCGCGCUGGAAGUAUGGCGGUUGCCCGCUGCUUGCGGCUGUGUGGGCGUUGGCGGCUGGCGCUGCUGGGGCUCGGCUGUCGCCGCCUCUUGGCCGCAGCGAGCCCCGGCGGCCUGGCGGGGGGCGACGCGCUGGAGGACGGCAGCGGCGCGGGGCGGCAGCGGCAGCGGCAGCGGCGGGGCGGACGCCGGCGGGGCCGUGCCGGGCCGGUCAUGAAGGCGCUGACGCCGCUGCUCGUCCCGGAGCAUUUCCCCAACGUCCCUCUCAUCGCCGGGACGCGCAACCCCGUCUUCCCGCGCUUCAUCAAAAUCAUCGAGGUAAAAAAUAAGAAGGUGGUUGAGCUGCUGAGGAGGAAAGUUCGUUUUGCCCAGCCUUAUGCUGGUGUUUUCCUUAAAAAGGAUGAUAACAAUAAAUCUGAUGUGGUGGAGGAUCUGAAUGAAAUCUACCAGAUGGGAACUUUUGUACAGAUUCAUGAAAUGCAGGACCUUGGAGACAAGUUGCAUAUGAUAGUCAUGGGACACCGGAGAAUUCAUAUAAACAAGCAACUAGAGGUUGAACCUGAGGAGCCUGAGAACAAACAGAAAGUUAGAAGGAAACAGAAGCGCUCUAAGAAAGAGGCUGAAGAGGAGCCUGGAGCAAAGGACCAAGCUGUGGAAGUGGUACUAGAUCCUGUAGCUGCUUCCUCGCAGGAAGUUCUCAUGGUAGAAGUAGAGAACGUGGUUCAUGAAGAUUUUCAGAUCACAGAAGAGGUUAAAGCACUUACUGCAGAAAUUGUCAAAACAAUCCGGGACAUCGUUGCCUUGAACCCCUUGUACAGGGAGUCUGUACUUCAGAUGAUGCAGGCUGGACAACAUGUGGUAGAUAACCCUAUCUAUCUGAGUGACAUGGGUACAGCACUAACAGGGGCAGAGUCACAAGAACUUCAAGACAUCUUGGAAGAAACCAGUAUUCCCAAACGGCUUUACAAAGCCUUUUCCCUUCUAAAGAAGGAAUAUGAGCUGAGCAAACUUCAGCAGCAUCUUGGAAGGGAGGUUGAGGAGAAGAUUAAGCAAACACACCGCAAAUACCUUCUCCAAGAGCAAUUGAAGAUCAUUAAGAAAGAGCUAGGUCUGGAAAAAGAGGACAAGGAUGCUAUGAAAUUUCGUGAGCGACUGAAGGAGCUGGUAGUGCCAAAACACAUCAUGGAUGUGAUUGACGAAGAGUUGAACAAGCUGGGCUUGCUGGAUAAUCACUCCUCAGAAUUCAAGAUAGUGGGCGUUUGGGUGGAUAAAAUAGGAAGAGGAUAUCAAGGGGAUCCAUCCUCCGCCUUUCUAGAGCUGUUGGACCCAGAACAGAAUGCUAACUUCUUGGAUUAUUACCUUGAUGUUCCUGUGGACUUAUCAAAGGUACUUUUUAUUUGUACUGCCAAUGUAACGGAAACCAUUCCAGAGCCACUGCGGGAUAGAAUGGAACUGAUCAACGUAUCGGGAUAUGUAAUAGAAGAGAAACUUGCAAUUGCAGAGAGGUACUUGGUCCCUCAAGUAUGAGUUCUGUGUGGCUUGGAUGAAAACAAAGCCCAAAUCACAUCGGAUGUCCUGACUGUUCUCAUCAAGCAGUACUGCAGAGAGAGUGGGGUGAGGAAUUUGCAGAAACAAGUAGAAAAGGUAUUCAGGAAAUCUGCCUAUAAAAUUGUGAGUGAAGAAGCAGAGAUGGUCCAAGUAACACCUGAAAACCUGCAGGACUUUGUAGGAAAGCCCAUCUUCACUGUGGAUUGCAUGUAUGAAACCACUCCUCCAGGAGUGGUGAUGGGUCUGGCCUGGAUCGCUAUGGGAGGUUCCACUCUCUUUGUUGAAACAUCCCUGAGGCGACCCAAAGACAAAGAGAACAAGGACGGGUCCCUUGAAGUAACAGGGCAACUGGGAGAUGUAAUGAAAGAUGCCAAAAUAGCUUACACAUUUGCAAGAGCCUUUCUGAUGCAGGAGGACCCCAACAAUGACUUUUUCAUGUCUUCCCAUAUCCACUUGCACGUGCCAGAGGGAGCAACACCAAAGGACGGACCAAGUGCGGUGUGUACGAUAGUAACAGCUUUGCUAUCACUGGCCAUGAAUUGCCCAGUGAGGCAGAACGUGGCCAUGACUGGAGAGGUGUCGUUAACUGGAAAAAUUCUUCCUGUCGGUGGAAUCAAGAAGACUAUUGCAGUAAGAGCGCUUAGCUUGCCUCUGUGCCCCAUCUGUGGGAGAGAGCCCUGGCUUCGGCUCAGCGGUGACUGGGACACCCAGGGUGAUGGCUCCUGUAGCGGGAGAGGCAGUGAUUCAAUGCACACUGUGCAGGAGCCUGCUGGAGGAGCAUGGGGACCUUGCCUGUGUCUGGCUGUGAGGAUGGAGAUGGGACCCCAGGCUUUGUGCCAGGGCACCUGUGGUGAUCUAGGUAUUUGACUGGUAGAAUAAAGGGUGGAAGGGAUCAUCUGGCUGUUAAAGCUGUCUUCUCUAACAGACCAGUAUGGUCCAAUAAUCUGUGCUGGGUUGAGGUGUCUGUUUAAAGAGGGCAUCCCGUGUAGAUCUGACGUAUCCAUAAGGUGUCAUCCUUAACAUUAAGACACUGUUCCCUAGUUCCAGCUCAAAUUUGUCUGACUUAAAAUUCCAUACAGAUAUCCCUAUGUUUUUCUGAUUUAGAUGGAAGGAACUUUGUCUUGCAUUUUCCCCUGCAAAGUUUUUGUACAUCAUAAUUGAGUUACUUUAUCCUUUUUGUUGUUGUUUUGGUUUGAUUUUUUGUUUAGUAGCUAUAUAGACUGAGUUCUCUGAAGCACUCUUGUGAGCCCUGGAUUUAUAGUGGUGCUUGCUUUUUUGGUUUCAGCCCUUUGCAGUCUUCAGAAUUCUUUUCCAGGCAUUGAAUCUGUCUGUAUUUCUCAUCUGCACAGCUCCUGCCUACAUCAGCCUUGCGUCACAUACUCUUUCGGUAGCCUGUUGAGCUGGGGCUUCACGUCAGUGUUGUGUCCCCAAAUCUGUUUGGGCUACAGCCUUGGGCAAUGUGAUUCCUUUUCCUUCUGUGGCUUUAGAAUAGGCAAAGAGGGCCGGUGUUACCUGUAUCAUUCUGCCAUCGGAGAAUAAAAAGGAUUAUUACAACCUUGCUGGAUUCAUUACAGAAGGCCUAGAAGUGCAUUUUGUUGAGCACUACAGAGAGGUAUUUGAUACAGCAUAUUCAAAGCUGGAUUCCACUGGAAGAUGACGUUAAACAACCCAAGGGCUGGAAGGUGGAAGGUCUGUCCCUUAAUGCUUGGCCCCCCACCCAGAAAUGGGGUGACCCGGGUGCCAUCCUGAAGCAGAACAUAGAGCUAUUGCUGCUGCGCAGCUGUUAAAAUGAAUUAUGGCUUUGGUAGAAAAAAGUAUGUGUCACUCUUAAUAUUGAAUUGUGAUCCAUGUUAAGUGUUUCCAAUAAAAUAGGCAAAAUUUUGCCUGAGGAAUUGUGCAUGUUAACAGCUGCCAGUAGCAGAGCUAGUCUAGUCUAUUCUAAUUAAAGAUUUUUCUGUUAUUUCACUGUAA
Phalacrocorax carbo (great cormorant) is the source of this 3552-nucleotide messenger RNA. The record is from RefSeq and is a predicted model, not a curated record. Lineage: Eukaryota; Metazoa; Chordata; Aves; Suliformes; Phalacrocoracidae.